AUGUCUGCCGUCGACAUCUUGGCCACGGGUCACCGUGGAUCACUCGCAGAUAGCCGAGAAUGGGUAAAGAGGCGGGACAUGAAGCCGAGAUGGAGAGAAGAUGAGAGGAGAGUUAUGGCUUCUUCCCAGACAUCAGGAGAGAGAGAGGGAGAAAGACAAGAGGAUAAGGAUCCAGCAGUGGACAGACCUGAGUCCGGUGUUCUUGAAGUGGUGUCUGUUACGGACGAGGACCUUCCCGUCAUCGAGACCCCCACUACUUUUAACGUGAGUUCUUUCAGCAGCCAUUCCUUUCACAUCUAUGACCCGGCGACGCAGGACCCUCAUGUGCCCGUUGAGUUGCCCACCGAGGUGUCCGCCCCACUGCCUGUGUAUAAAACUUAUAACAUACAGAUCCCACCAAGCCCAGGUGUGCCCAUCAUCAAGGUCCAACCUUUCCUUUCUGGAGGUGAACUAUCAGGCUUUAAAUCUCUUUGUUGGCCGUACGUGUCUCGCAGAUUGCUGGCACUGCUCAUAACCUUAGGUUUGCUGAUAGCGCUGACUCUGGUCCUGGGAAUCGGUUUAGGAGGUCAUGGGGCUUCAUGUUCUGGAAAGUUUCGCUGCGUGUCGCCUGCUCGGUGUAUCAGCAGAACGGCUGUGUGUGAUGGCGUUAAAGACUGUGGAGAUGGAGAAGAUGAACUCAAUUGUGUGCGUGUGAGUGGCAGGAGUUCUGUGUUGCAGGUGUACAGUAGAGGAUUAUGGAGGACUGUAUGUUUUGAGGGCUGGGAUUCAAAUCUGGGUUCAUUAGCCUGCAGACAACUGGGAUACAACAGCUAUGUGAGCUCUGAGAGCAUUCCUAUCUCCUCCAUUGAAGAUAUCUUCCAGAAAAACCUAGUGGCUCUUAAUCUCAACCAACCAGGCCAUCAAGAAACCUUCAAGAUCCACAACUCUUCAUAUGUUAGAAAGACUCGAUGCAGUUCAGGCACAGUAGCUGUUCUCAAAUGUAUAGAGUGCGGCUCCAGGCCGGCGGUCAGGAGUCGUAUUGUAGGGGGAAACAUUUCGAGCCUUGGACAGGUGCCAUGGCAGGUCAGCUUAUAUUACCAGAACCAGCAUAUCUGUGGAGGAUCAAUCAUAAGUGACAGCUGGAUACUUACUGCUGCUCACUGUGUGUACGGUUUUGCUCAGCCGGCGUUAUGGGCAGUGCAUGCUGGGAUAUUAGAUCAACCUGUUAGUGGAUUGGGAGCUGCGUCUGUGGAGAAAAUAAUCUACAAUGCCAACUACAAGCGAGAGAGACUUAGUUACGACAUUGCGCUCAUAAAGCUAAAGGUGCCUCUGUCAUUUAAUGAUCACCUGGCUCCCAUUUGUUUGCCGAGUUAUGGCGAGACCUUUGAGGCAGGACAGAUGUGUGUGAUCUCAGGCUGGGGAGCCACAACGGAUGGUGGAGAGUCCAGUAUAUCGCUACAGACGGCUCAGGUGCCUUUAAUCUCCAAGCAUAAAUGCCGCAGGCCGGGUCUCACCUCGUGGAACAUCUGCGCAGGAUAUUUGCAGGGUGGCGCUGGUACAUGUCAGGGGGACAGCGGAGGGCCGCUGGCAUGCCGGGGGUCGGUGUGGACGUUGGCGGGAGCAGCCAGCAAUGCUCAGAGCUGCGGACAGAAAAACAAACCGGGCGUUUACACGAGCAUAACUCACAGUCUCACGUGGAUUCAUCAACAGAUGGAGGUGAACUAUCCCUUUAAUAACAUCCGCAAAUCUAAGGAAACUCACCUUAAAUCACAGGAUGAAGGCUGA
Molecule: messenger RNA, 1764 nt
Organism: Paramisgurnus dabryanus
Lineage: Eukaryota; Metazoa; Chordata; Actinopteri; Cypriniformes; Cobitidae
Source: RefSeq, a predicted model, not a curated record